Molecule: messenger RNA, 1218 nt
Organism: Rhizophagus irregularis DAOM 181602=DAOM 197198
Lineage: Eukaryota; Fungi; Glomeromycota; Glomeromycetes; Glomerales; Glomeraceae
Source: RefSeq, a predicted model, not a curated record
AUGAAAUCUGUGCCAAGUUACGCUGAAUAUAUUAGCUUUAGAGUAAGGGGUGAUAGUAAAACCACUCCAAAACUUAUUUGUCACCUGUUAUUUGUCACCGAUUUCAGCGUAACCUGGCACAGAGAAACUUGCGAAUACGAGCGAAAAUUCGAGAAAUCUAUACGAAGCGUUCCUAGUGCAUUACAGAAAUCAGAGACAAAUGUUUCGAAGAAGUCAGAACGAGAUGCUGAAAUAUCUGGAAAUGAACAUAGAUGGAGCAACGAUCCCAGUUGCCACCGUGUGGGAUGCUCUUGCUCUCUAUUACACGAUCAACAUUGGCGAUCUUCUGAUGGAGACUUCUCUCGAGACAUGGCUGUUUCGACAUUUGAAUUAGUUGGCAGAGUGGAUAUCGAUUUUAGCGGAAAACAAGGAUGUAAUGCCGUUAGUAAUAAAUGUGGCGUGGAAAUCAGAGCAUCAGAAAAUCAUAAAGAUCUCGUUCAGAGCGUCUCUAAUAGGAGACAGGUAUAUCAGAAAACAAUUAAUAGUGAUACAACAGAGAAUCAAUUUAGUGAAUUAUCAUAUCUUUCCUUGGAACAUGAAUGGGAAAUUGGAAAAAAGUCAAGAGCGCCUCUGGCAGUUUGGAAACUGUGCCGAAAUAACCAUAUGGUUCCAUCUAGCAUCACAGAGACCCGAGCUACCAAUCGAAACUUGUGCAAUAAUGACAUCUAUACGAGAAGUAAAACCCCUUUGCAAGAAUUGCGAAAUGAGCGUGAACCGCAGCACACACAGGAUCUACCCUCGCUUCUUAAGCUAUUAAAUAAUGAAUAUCCAUAUCGCAAUGAGACAAACAAAAAUGUCUUGACUGACCGUGAAAUCCGACUCUUCGCCAAAAUGUAUGGCAUUACUGAUUUCCGCCUCAUGUUUAUAACAUAUAAUAAUUCGGUCUUUUGGCUAGAAGAUCCUAAAGGUGUUUAUUUUUGGUCUCGCAUAGACGACAGCAUGAUACGCGGAGGUGAUAAUCUGACAGAAGCUUUAACAAAUUACCUUUUUCAUGAUGAAAAUCUUUGUUAUGUUGACGAGUAUACUUGCAAAUUGGUACCAAUAAAUGCAUAUGAUAAAGAAGCUGAAGAAUGGGUAAAGUCACCUGAAAAAUAUUUUGCUAAGAUUGAUGUAACUGAGAUAUUACAAAAGCAUAAAUCAGAAAUGGAUGAAAAAAAGAAUCAACAAAAAAAGCAUUGA